Molecule: messenger RNA, 4932 nt
Organism: Stereum hirsutum FP-91666 SS1
Lineage: Eukaryota; Fungi; Basidiomycota; Agaricomycetes; Russulales; Stereaceae
Exons: 10
Coding region: 1-4932 (1643 amino acids)
Molecular function (GO): protein binding
Source: RefSeq, a predicted model, not a curated record
AUGACUGCUGACUACACUGCGCCACAUGUCGAAUCCAAUGAAAUCUCUCCCCACACGACAAUUCGGGACGUGACGAACGAGAUGCACAGACGUCAUCUUAUUCCUGCGGAGAGCACUCGACUGGAGUGCUACGCCACGUAUUGGCCUUAUUCGGCGGAGGCUCUCAAGCCCUGUCAAACUGCCAUGGAGAUAGGUGUCGAGGACGGAUGCACCAUACUCGUCGAUAUCCGACUUCGUGGUGGGUCUUCCACAAUGCCUGGCUUCGAUGCAGGCGAACGUCAUAGCAUCCAAGACCAUCCUAGGCAUUCUACAUCUGAGCCGUUGGCUUCUGGCUCAACGUCUAUGCCUUGUGGCCCCAACGACGAACCCGAUAACAAUGCGUACCCAGAUGAGAACAACCGGGCUCAGAACAUCCCUAAGAAGCGACGGAGGCAAAGAAACGCAGUCUACGUCGAGGUACCGCGUAUCUCUCGAGCGUCCAUUAGGCCAAGAAUACCGUCUCCCAACGAACCUGUCGACGACCCGGGUCUCGAAAAUCACUUUUCCGCCAUCGAAGCUCCUCGCAUUCCUCUCACACCUAUUCAAUCCACCCGAAAUGGUAAGGAGCCCUUGUCAGCCCUUAACGAAGAUGAAUAUACCGACGAUGAAGAAGGACCUCGUAAGAGGGUUCGCUUGCAGGCGUUGGCCUACCUGCUUGAGAGCGAGGGCGAGGGCGAGGGCGAGGGCGAGGGCGAGGGCGAGGGCGAGGGCGAGGGCGAGGGCGAAGACGGGGACGGGGACGGGGACGGGGACGAGGACGGGGACGAGGACGAGGACGAGGACGAGGACGAGGAAGAGGAAGAGGAAGAGGAAGAGGAUGAGGAUGAGGAUGAGGAUGAGGAUGAGGAUGAGGAUGAGGAUGAGGAUGAGGAUGAGGAUGAGGAUGAGGAUGAGGAUGAGGACGAGGACGAGGACGGAAGCGAGUACCAGGACAGCGAGCUUGACGAAGGAAGGGUCCAAGGCGACGAACAUAGGAAGGAGGUACGACGCACAAAGGUCAGGCGCGAACUCUCAGGGUCAUCUAAACAGCAGCCCGUUCAGGCGGCAGAUCCUCCCUUUGCGUCAUCCGAUCCAAGGCCGCCUUUAUCCUCGAUGCCUACCGCGCCUCAGCAGUCGUCGUCGUCGAGCAAGUACCUUCCCAAGACGAGUUUUCUGUCGAGAGACCAGUUCACUCUUUCCGAAGGGCAACUGCUUAUUGCUGGGAAGCCCUUGACCUGUGAUCAUUCGCCAUUCCAAGACCGGGAACAGGAGAUGCAUCUACAAAGCUGCCCGGUAGUCAACCACUUUUGGUACUUGCACAGGCUGGGUGGGUUUAUCGCUUGCGAGCUGGAUCACGAACUCUACGCUGGAAACGUUAAGGCACUCAAGAGUCACAUCAGGAAACACUUCACCCUAACAAAUGGAAAGCGGCCUAGCCCCAAGGUGAUCGAAGCAAUCGCAACGCACCUCCUCCUUGCGCACAAAGACGACAAGGAGCCGUACAAGGGCGACGACGAUCUGAAGGGAAUGCUCAAAGCCACACGGGAACAGUCACUCUCAGUUAUCGACAACAAUCCACCUUCCCCGUUUCUCCCCCCCUCUUCUUGGCAUACCCCACUCGAUCUCGAAGUACGCUUCAAAUGUGGACACAACGGAUGCACGAGUUGGAGUGUCUACAAGGCCGCGCCUUCCAGAUCUAGACGCGAUGGGACCUCGACGGAGAAUCAAAAAUGUCAAGCCUUUUUACACCAUCUCGGAGCGCACGAAGACAUAGUAGUCCCCGAUAUCAAGAAGCUUCAGCAGUGGCCGAAACGAUGGACGUUCACAUGGAACAAUACGUUUUUCGGACUCCCGAAGAAUUACACUCCGCCGCCGCCACCGCCACAGCCGGAACCAGCCCCUCACUUCUCCACGAUUCAACCUCACUCAGAUCCAGCAGCAGUAGAAACACAACACGACCCUACGACGAUUCUUCCCGAGACCUUCUACUCCGACGUACUGGGCUGGGGCUUUUGGUUGAAGCAGCAGAGGUGUAUCGAGCCUGCGGUUUUCAGUUGGUUGGGCCAGAGCCCUUAUGUCGCUCUAGACGAUAUAAGGCAUGGUCGAGCCGAAGAACGCUCGCAGUUCCGUCCGCAUGAGGAAGUCCUUUGUAGAGGCCUGAAGGAAGUCGUAUCAACAUCUGCCUCCUACAUCAACGAUGCGAAUCAGGUUCUACAUGGUGGCCAUCGACAGAUACGGGAUAUCGUCGCGGUGGACGGAUCGUCAAUGCAUGUUCUCAUUCGCUGGGAGUUCCUCCGCCGCAUAUCUUCCUCGAUGAGGUUUCCAGGCCUCAAAAGUGGAUUCGACAAGAGCCCGCCAUUUCCGCCUAACCAGAUGAAGCUCGGUUCAAAGCUUUUCGCCCUUGUUAUAGCAGUCGGCGAGGGGAAGAUCCAGCCGGGCGAAGAGUUUCAGCAGUCCUUUCAUAAACUCGCUGAGGCGAUUUUGGUGACGAAGCUUAGUGACUACAAAAAGUCGGACGAGGCUAUCUUCGGCGCCGUUGAUGUCGCGUUGAUUUCCUUCUGUCUUCGCCCGGAUGGAACUUUCAGACCAGAUAUCACAUCUGGCUCCUUAGAGAUUCCCAGGCAGAGAUACGGACUCCGGACAGUGCUGGUACAUCUCGGCAGGUUGGACGGACGAGAGUAUUCGAUGCCCAUUGAACAGGCCGGAGAUGAGGAUGACGACGAGUCGGAUCCAGAAUUUGUCGAUGAGUUCGAUGAGUACCUCGCGCUUACCGGAAGCGAGACUAUCGCAUGCGCAGCCGUCCUUGCAGAUGUGGCGUAUGGGCCUGAGCCAGAGGAAGGUCUUAGGUUGGAAGAGGAGGAGACAAUUGGGACGGGCUCGACGGAUUACAUGGACAUGAGCGCAGUCGAUGUUGCUUCCUUCUUUCGGGUGGAAGUGGAUGAGCAUGGACAAGUGGUUGAUGGGGAGGACGAUGCAGAGCUGGCGAGUUCAGCACCAGAAUGUAGGAGCAUGUUGAGUGUGAUAAAGGAGCUCAUCCAGACUGUCACCCCGGCGACUGAGAAUUCCGACUCUCGGUUCCGUUCGUACGCUUAUGGCAGAAGCAGCAGUGUAUGGGGAGCUUUCUACAACGAGUCUCUGAAACAACCCAGUCCUGUCCAGUUCCAUUGGGCGCCGGGCAACGAUCUCAUUCUCCAUAUCAUCUGGCGUACCCGCCAACAACGACAGGUUCUGGACCUCAGUAACUGGCGCAAAGGCAUCAAGCUGGUUAUAGGAGACCUCCAUGGGCAUGUACAGGACAUUCUCGGUGACGAUCCCGACCUUAAUUUGCAGAAAUGCAAUUCCCGAAUCCCCUCUAUCAUCAAGGACGACUCUGCAGGCUCUUUCAUGGACGAUGACACCAAUCUCGCCCCUCUCCUUCAGGAUAUUACGGAGAAGAUUUAUCUUCGCUUCAAACAGCGUCUACGUCGGACGAAACUUCUCGGCCCAAAGAACCCUAUGAUCAAAGACCUCCUCAGACAGGACCUCCUUGUUCAGGAGGAUCUUGCUUUCAUUGUGGCGACCUCGAUGGGCUAUUCACCACGUAGCUUUCAGCAACUUGACAUGCAGAUCAGAGAGACGCUCCCGACUUUGGACUCCCCUGGCUCCCCCAGAUGCUUUAGGUUCAUCAUGAAUGAGCUCACGUUUGCUUUUCCACCAAAGAAGGGCUCCGAUCAGACCAGGCGGCAGGAGACGUUAUGGAAGGUCCCUGACGAUGUGGCCCCAAUCCUCAUCAUCUACUAUGGAGCAAUACGCCCCUUCCUCAUUCGUGUUCUCCAGCUCGGGACAGUCACCGCAUCGGAUGUCCGUGAUUCUGGUGCUCUGGAAGGGUUGCGGAUACACCCUUUUGUGCACGCACAGCUUUCGAGGGGCAUGACCGGUCGUCCUUGGCAGGCCAAGCACCUAAAUGCUGCUCUGGGCAGUGUAAUCAGCCGUAUUGAAUCUCGAGCUGGACAGCUUAUCUCCAACGUAGACGGAAAGCUUCUUCGACAGAUUUUUCAGGCCAUCAUUAGGAAACAUCUUCCCGCUAUCGCUGGAGGACUGCCAGGCUCAAGCCGCAUACAACAGGAGAGGGCAGACACUCCGAGUACCAUCGCCAAUACACUUACUGCGUCCGCCGGCCACACUGCAGCCACCGAGGCCAUGAAUUAUGGACGACUAGCAGAUGGUCAGCCCCACCCUUCCCAGACAAUGUCAACCGGUCAAAUUGUCCAGUUCAUCGAUGUUAGUAGAGCUUGGCAAUGGUGGUUAGGUAUCGGGGACAUCACGGACGACUUCCUACGACAAUACAAUAUGACUCUCCCUUUGGCUAGUGAGGAGUGGUGUAACCAGGUUGCAUUUGACCGUGCACGACAUCUGGCGCGGUUGAUCAUGGGCGGUUUGAAUGCAGAUGAUGCGAAACAGAAACUUGUGUAUCUAAAUGAUAGGACACCAUUUUUGAGAGGUCUCGCUCCUGAGCUGGAUUAUCGCCCGGGGGAAAUCCAGCAAUGUGUUGUCAGCGAAACAUGCCUUCUUGACGUGUCGGCGGCUGUUCGGUAUGGAUACCUUCGCCCGUCACAGCAGACGCCGGCCCCACCACAGGGCUACCAAGUUUCAGUUGUGGCACAAGCAUGGGUUAUGCUCUUUGUUGCCUUUUCUGAGUAUCGUUCAGGGUCUUGGGUACCCAUCACUCUUAAUGAUGCAGAGGUGCAGACUUGGAUGGAUUCCACACGAUCCGAAUUUGCCACUCAGCUUACCAGCCUGAAGACAAAGUUUCCCGACCAAUGGAAUCAUUUUGGCGAGAGGAUCCAUGCGCUCGCCAAAACAUCUAUCAAGGACCGAAUUGAUAGGUGCACAUCGGUUCUUGACCUGCCCGAGGCUGUUCAUCGUGAAUGGUAG